AUGACUCUAGCUUGUACAUUUAUAUAUGAUACAAUUUGUUUUAUUUGUUCAGCAUGUGAUGAUACGAAAAUCACAUGUAAUUUUGAAGUGAGUGAAUGUGGAUGGGAAUUAGGUUCAAUAUGGCAAAUUUUUCCGUCAGGCAGUACACCUGAGACAGCAAGUUCUGGUCCAACUGCUGAUCAUACUACUGGAAAUGGACAAUAUGCUCGUUUAAUGGCUAGUCUUCUGUCUGCAUCUGAUCCAAUUGGUAUUAUGAGUACGAAUACUUGUCUUGAACAAUCUGCUUCAUUUUCAUUUUGGUAUUUCAUGCAUGGAAGUCAAAUUGGAACAUUAGCAUUAAUUGUUAAUGAUCAAACAUUAUGGGAAAAGAGUGGCCGACAAGGACUACCAGCAUGGCAUCAAGCUGAUAUUGCUUUACCUGUUGGUGUUUAUCUUAAUAUCACAUUUGCCGCUAAUCGAACAGGCACUGGUCGAUCAUCUGAUAUUGCAAUUGAUGAUAUUGUUUUGGAAGGAGAAUCAAGUAAGAAUUGA
Messenger RNA from Rotaria sp. Silwood2, 531 nucleotides. Lineage: Eukaryota; Metazoa; Rotifera; Eurotatoria; Philodinida; Philodinidae. The record is from the annotation of a GenBank genome assembly.